AAGCCACGUGGGAUGUGGACAAAAAACUCGUGAACAAUGGAACUCAUUGACGAACAACUUGUAGGGAACGAGGGGAGUUUCGUAUACGAUCGAUUCGCAUCGAACGAACACCAGGAGCAGGUGUUUGAUGAUGCUCAAAAAACAGACAAAACCUGCAAGCAUUUAAAUGUCACUAAAGAGCAAUUAAAGCAAAUAAAAAAGGAUUUAGGCUUAAUUCGAUUGUCUUGGCCAAAUGUUCAGCUGGAUGAUCUUUUUUUGGUACAAUUGCCAGAGAGUUACCGUACUAAUACAGAGAAAGAAAAACUUUUGCUUUGGUAUGCUGAAAACUUCCGGAAACAAUAUCAUACCAUUUUCCCAGAUCGUAAACCUUUGGUGCUGGCUUGUAACAAUGAAUGCGGAGUUCAGAAAUUCGUUUCAACGAGUAUAAGACCAAGUACAUUGCCUUAUCCGGAGCUGCACACGUGGUUGGGCUGCGCUAGAUUCGUCAGUGAUCAUCUAGUAUAUGAGUCGUUGAAAAGACCUCUGGCAAUGGUAAGUGACUUGUCUAUAUGA
Molecule: messenger RNA, 552 nt
Organism: Chelonus insularis
Lineage: Eukaryota; Metazoa; Arthropoda; Insecta; Hymenoptera; Braconidae
Product: dynein regulatory complex subunit 7-like
Exons: 2
Coding region: 37-552 (171 amino acids)
Biological process (GO): flagellated sperm motility
Cellular component (GO): motile cilium
Source: RefSeq, a predicted model, not a curated record